Molecule: messenger RNA, 1658 nt
Organism: Camellia sinensis
Lineage: Eukaryota; Viridiplantae; Streptophyta; Magnoliopsida; Ericales; Theaceae
Source: RefSeq, a predicted model, not a curated record
AUCUUUAUAUCUCUCAGUUUUGCUCUGUUUUCCCUGCAACUCAAAAUCCGAGAUCUUUAACUCUCCAUAUUCAAUUUCUCUCUCUCUCUCUCUCUACAAUGGAAGUUGACGAGAGUUCAACUGAAAUCUCUCUGAUAGACACAGCCGCGACUCAAUCAUCAUCAGAAGACGUUCAACUAGACAAGUACCUACAGAGAUUGGAGUUGUUUCUUCGAUUCUUCGGCUUUUGUCAUUACUCUCCACUCAGCUUCACUCUCUCCUGGCUUUCAUUCCUCGCGAUCGGCUUGGCUGUUCCGUUUCUUAUAAUCGAGUUUUCGUAUUGCUCUGAUUGUGAGAAGUAUCAGAUCAGAGUGUUCGAGCUCGAAAUCUUCGUUUGUCAAUCCCUUCUCGCUGCCAUUUCUCUUCUCUGCAUUUCUCACAAUCUUCGCAAGUAUGGUGUUCGGAGGUUACUCUUCGUCGAUCGGUAUCGUGGUCAUAUGGCCCAGUUUCGCGACCUCUAUAUUCACAAGAUUCAUGACUUUUUCCGUGUACUUGCUUUGUGGACAUUACCGUGCUUGCUAUUGAAGACUGCCCGGGAGGUUGCCCGUGCCAUCUAUGUGCGUCAUGAUCCGUGGUGGCAAUCUGUUGGCAUUGUGAUAGCUUCUGUUGUCUCAUGGACGUACUUGACUAUGAUUUUUCUGUCAGGCACUGCUCUGUUCAAUUUGGUUUGCAAUUUGCAAGUGAUACACUUCGAAAGCUAUGGGAAGCUUUUAGAAAGGGAUUUGGAUGUUUCAGUUUAUAUUGAGGAGCACAUCCGUUUAACACAUUACUUAUCUAAAAUAAGCCACAGAUUCCGAAUAUUUCUUCUUCUGGAGUUCUUGGUAGUGACAGCUAGUCUAUUUGUGGCUCUAUUACAAACAACAGGGAAUCAUGGAAUCCUCAAUUUGAUAAACGGUGGUGAUUUUGCUGUCUCCUCAAUCGUUGAGCUUGUUGGAAUAAUUCUGUGUCUGCAUGGAGCUGCAAAGAUUACACAUAGAGCUCAAGGAAUUGCAUCAGUGGCCAGUAGAUGGCAUGCUUUUGUUACAUGCAAUUCUAAUGAGGGUUCUCAAGGGGGAACUGUGACUAAUGGGAGAAAUGUGGAGGCUGUCAAUCCAACAGGUGCAUUACCAAUGUACUACUCAGAAAGUGAUUUGGAAUCGACUGAUUAUGUGCCCAUGCCAACAAAUACCCAGCUGGCUUCUUAUAUGUCUUCAUACCACAAACGGCAAUCCUUUGUUACAUAUUUGCAGUCCAAUCCUGGAGGGUUCACAGUUUUCGGAUGGACAAUUGAUCGGAUCCUUAUUAACACAAUCUUCUUCAUUGAGUUCUCUCUGUUUUCCUUUGUGCUCGGGAAGACCAUAACUAUCACUACCAGAUGACAUUUGCCAGAAACCCUACAAUGGAUACAUCCACAACAACAGCUUCCCUUUAGCCUGUUUCCAUGGGACAGCAUAGCAUCAUCUUCACCAAUGAGUGUUUAAUUUUUGAUGAUCUUUUUCAUUUACAGUUUCCUAAGAUAUUCGCAAGCAGUUGCCAUUUUUGUCAUCAUGUUGUUGGUAGGAAUGACUCUACCUGGAUUGAAUGUAUCAUUAGUAUGUCAUUUUUUUUUAUUAUCUAUUCACAUUGAAACAUUUACUUGA